AGACACUACAUCUACUGGUAUUAUUUUUGAGAAUCACAACAACAACAACAACAACAAGGCUAAGGCCCAAUGACCAUGGCUUCGAUAUCCAUCAACGCCCCCGGUGCAUCCGGCUUCAUCUACAACAAUGCGAACCUCGGGACGGCGCGGGUGUGCAUCACGGCCGAGACCGAGGAGUUCGACACCCAGACCAUUCGCGCGUGGGCGGACGAGGGGUUCGAUGUGGUGUACGUGCCGUUCAACAACGGCGGGAAGGACUACGCGGCUCGACUGCGGACGGUGAAAGAUGGGUUGGGGGUGGGGGACAACUAUGCGAUCAUCGCCUUCGGAGACGCGGCCUCCUUCUGCAUGGACUACUUCCUCAAGCCGACCAACGCGAGCCGUCUCGCCGCGCUGAUCGCCUACUACCCGACCACCAUCCCCGACACGCGCAACCGCUACUCGGUGCAACUACGGGUGCUCUGCCACCUGGCCGGCAACACGGUGGACAUGAUCACCAUCCCGACGGCGCUGGGGCUGCAGGGCAAGAAGAAGCGGACGACCAAGAAGAUCAACCCGGGCAUCGGCACGGGCGAGCGGCUGAACAUCGGCUGGCCGACGUUCACGUACGCCUCGGUGCAGCCGGGGUUCGCCGAGAGCGACCUGGAGGAAUACGACCGGCUGGCGUCGGAUCUGGCGUGGAGCCGCACGCUGCAGGUGCUGCGCAAGGCGUUCGGGAAGGACCUGGAUCUGGAGUCGCGAUGGGAGGAGCAUCUGGAAGCGCGCUUCUUCUCCAUGAACCUCAAAGGCACCGUCGAGCCGUACGUCUCGCACCUCAACCCGGCGGUGACGAUGGCGCCGACGAUGAGCGGGGGGAUCGGCGCGCACGCGCUGCGCCGCUUCUACGAGCACCACUUCCUGCGCAAGCUGCCGCCGUCGAUGCGGCUGCGGCUGAUCUCGCGGACGGUGGGCGCGGACCGCGUCGUCGACGAGCUGUACGCCUCGUUCGAGCACUCCGAGGAGAUCCCGUGGAUGCUGCCGGGCAUCCCGCCCACGCACAAGCGCGUCGAGCUCAUCCUGGUGAGCAUCGUCAGCCUGCGCGCCGGCCGCCUGUACUCCGAGCACAUGUACUGGGACCAGGCCAGCGUGCUGGUGCAGCUGGGCCUGCUGGACCCCAAGUACGUGCCGCCCGGCGCCGCGCCGCCCGGCGUCGACCGCCUGCCCGUCGUCGGCCGCGAGGCCGCCCGCCGCAUCGUCGAGGAGGACCCGGAGGCCGAGCGGAAGGACUACCACAACCGGCUGAUCCGCCGCGCGCGCGCCAAGCAGCGCGGCAAGAACGGGAUCGUCGAGGAGUCCGGCACGGAGGCGGGCGAUCUCGUCCCCGAAAAGGCGCCGGGCGACGGCGACAACAAGGGCAAGAACGUGCAGCGCAACGGCGAGGAGCAGCAGAACGGUCACCACCAUGACGACGACGGCGGGCACGACGGCGCGGUGGGCGACGAGCAUCCCGAUGAUGAUGAUGCCGACCACAACACCCCCAGUAACGGGCAUAGCAAAAGUCCCGCCGCUGCCACUGUCGAGGACGAGCCCGAGCCGAAAAGUAACGACUGAGCCCCACCACCCGGGGCCCCAUUUCUCGACUUCGACUGGCAUUUUCUAUACCCUCGAUAUCUGCAUUCUGUAUCUCAUGGUUUUGAAUUAUCUUUUGAUUCCAGAUUGUGCGAGAUGACUCGCGUAUCUCUUUGUUUCUUGAUGUGUAGUGGUGGUUAUUGAUUCCCUAUCUUUCCUCCAAGCUUAAUACAUAGUAAUCUCAUAGCCGAAUAUAAUGAAGGGUCUAAGUAACGUUCCAACUUCUUCCGAAUGACACUCCAAAUGGCUAAUUCAAGCUCUUAUGCAGGUACUAUG
Aspergillus fijiensis CBS 313.89 is the source of this 1884-nucleotide messenger RNA. RefSeq names its product dienelactone hydrolase. The record is from RefSeq and is a predicted model, not a curated record. Bases 76 to 1590 code for a protein of 504 amino acids. NCBI's taxonomy places the organism in Eukaryota, Fungi, Ascomycota, Eurotiomycetes, Eurotiales, Aspergillaceae. Gene Ontology annotation, biological process: polyketide metabolic process. The transcript has 3 exons.